Myxocyprinus asiaticus (Chinese sucker) is the source of this 4183-nucleotide messenger RNA. Its product is annotated as zinc finger protein 2. NCBI's taxonomy places the organism in Eukaryota, Metazoa, Chordata, Actinopteri, Cypriniformes, Catostomidae. Gene Ontology annotation, molecular function: nucleic acid binding. The coding region runs from base 803 to 2224 and encodes 473 amino acids. The record is from RefSeq and is a predicted model, not a curated record. The transcript is spliced from 4 exons.
UUUUAUUUUUUUAAGAAAGGGAGGGACACGUAGACAUUUUUGUGGUAAUCAGCAUUAUGCCAUAAAUGCUGUCGAUUGCUUAACUUGUAUUGAACUUGGAUUAUAGGCAUACCUUUAAUAACAUUGUUAAGAACGUAGCCUCAUAUUUAUUAUUCCCAUUUUGUUAACAAUACUGUUCCCAUCUCACAGUUUUACUCCUAAGCAAAGUCAAUCGGGUGAUGUACCAAAACUUUGCGAAUCGGUUCGAUCGAGUCCUUAAAAUAUUCGGUUCAAAAGACGCGUUCGUUCGCGAAUCGGACACACCAGUAAGCAAAAAGCACUUGAGUUGAGAGAGCUGCUCGCGACACGGUGACAUUUCUGCUGAUGAAAACGCUUCUUUACGGCUCUUCAGGCAUGACCACGGAUCUAUUUUAACCCAGGACCACCUCGUCGAUAUAUUCGUGGUUUGAAUUUUGGGUUGCAAGCUUCGAGAAGGUAGACUGGGAAAGAUCCAUUGGCUGUGGGUCUGUCUGAUCCAUUGGCUGUGCGCAAAGUUGGGCUACUUCGGGUGACAACCGCUGCCAUAAAUCUUGAACAGUUGAUUUGUUUAAUCAAUUGACCAAGUGCACACCUAAACACGGCUUCAUGUGUGCAGAAACGAUGGUAAAAACAUGGUGCUGAUAUAUGCCAUAAUAGGGAUUUUUUUUUCUUUUUCUUUACUAAUGUGAUUUUUUCCCCACAUAGUUUUGAUGAAAAAACUAAACUAAACUUAUUGUGACAUCUCAUUUGCACCGUGCAUGUGUAACUGUACACUUAUGAAACCAUGGCGGAAUCGGUGAAGACCUUUCAAGCGCACCUGACCGCUGUCAUGGAUAGUUUGGUUCGCGCAUCAGUGUGCGAGAUCACCAAACUCUUUCAGGACACGGUGAACGACUACCUGGUGGAAAUAUCACUGAACAGAAAAGAAAACGAAGCUCUGAAAUUGAGAUUGAGGCUGACUGAGAAUAAACUGAGGAAUGAACGCAAAUAUGGCAUGGGCUGGGCGGCCAGUCGGCGCGCCGCAGCUCUGCUUGGCACGGACGACACCGGGCGCAAAACGCGCAAAGUGGAUCUCCAAAGAGGCAAGCACGGGAAGGAGUGGAGUGCUGAUGCGUGGGAGGAGGGGACUGGAAGAGUGAGGGAUGAGAGGAGGGACGUGUUCCGAGCACAUCUACCAACUGGAGGAGGAGGUGGAGGGGAGGAGGAGGACAGGAGACACAUCUCUGGGGAGAGGAAGGAGGCGGCCAGCAUUAAAGAGGAGGUGGGAAGCUACAGACUAGACUCGUUGAGGCUUUUGCAAGAGGCCCUACAGAUGAACCAAAGUGAAACCAGCCCUUCUUGUGGAGAAAUGGGCACUGCCUCUACUGGUCCUGAAUCGGCUGCUGCAGAAGUGUGGGAGGAGCAGCCACCCAUGCUAGAGGAACCAAUGGCCAGUGGAGAUGAGCUCAGCAGACUUGAGACUGCCCUCAAGUCAGAGCGUGAAUGGGAGGAGGCGGAGUCAUGCCUGGGCAGCCCCUCUAAUGAGGGGUGUGGGACCGCAGGUGUGGCAUUCAUUGGACUAGACGGUCUGUGCAGCUCUCAGCAGGAUGUGUCAUCAUCAUUACAUAGAGCCGACCCUACUGAACUACAACUCCCAUCAGCCCCUACGAACAAGGAAGAGGAGGAAGAGUCAGGAGGAGAGGGUGGAGACAUCCUGCAUUUCUGCCCACGCUGUAGCAGCGGCUUCAAUUCCGCCUCUGACCUGGCGGCGCACUCUUGCCCCGUGUCUGAGGAGCGGCCCUUUCAGUGCUCUACAUGCGAGAGAGCGUUCAGCCAUGCCUGGAGCCUCAAGAGUCAUGAAUGUGUGCAGAUAGGAGAGCAGUCGCAUCGCUGCGAACUCUGUGGCAAGCGAUUCACGCACUCGCGGUCCCUGGAGCGCCAUCAUCUGGUUCACACUGGCGAGCGCCCCCACAGGUGCCCGCAGUGUGGCCGCAGCUUUAGUCGUCUUGGAAACUUGGAGAGGCACCAGCGCAUCCACACAGGCGAAAGGCCGUAUGAGUGCGGGGAGUGUGGGAAAAGAUUCAGUCGAGUGGAAUACCUGAAACGGCAUCAGCAGAUCCAUAUUGGAGAAAAAGCCGAGCGGAACUCCCAGUACUGCUCUCAGUGCAACCAGACGUUCAGUGAUACUGAGCAGUUCAAGCAGCAUCAAUGUUCUUACAAUACUUAAUGUUAAUCAGUGUACAGGUGCUCAUCCAAUAAUGUGAUGCUCCUCUAAAUCCUGCUCUUAGAUAAAACUAGACCUGAAACACAAAAAUCAUUAUUUACGCACCUUCACGUUGUUCCAAACUUGUGUACUGUUUUUUUCCCCCCAGUGGAACACAAAAAUUUUCACAGAAUUAUUUUCCAUACAGCAACAAUUCAUAGUGACGAAAACAGUUAAGCUCCGAGAAGGAAACAACAUAAAAUUGCAUAAAAUUAUAGACUUGUGCGCUGUAUUGAAAGUCUUCUGAAGUCAUACGAUAGCUUUGUAUGAAAUCAGGCCAAUAGUAAAUUAUUAUAAGAUGUGUGUAUCAAUGGUGUUUGACGUCAAACCUAGCACAACACUAUAAAACAUAUUUAUUUUGGUAGCACUUUACAAUAAGGUUCCAUUUGUUAACAUUAGUUAAUGCAUUAGGUGUCAUGAACAAAUAAUGAACAGUAUAGUUUUUACAGCAUUUAUUAAUAUUUGUGAAUGUUAGUGAAUAAAAAUACAAUUGUUUUUUUGGUUUAAAAAAUGAUUUAAAAAAUGUAUUAGUACAUGUUGAAAUUAACAUUAACCAAGAUUAAUAAAUGCUGUAAAAGUAUUGUUCAUUGUUAGUUCAUGUUAACUUACGUUGUUAAGUAAUGUUAACAAAUGGAACUUUAUUGUGAAGUAUAACCUACAGUAUAUUACUAAAUUGAACGUGAAAGCAAAUGAGAUUUUAGAGCUUCGGCUACAGUUAAAUGUUUUUUUUUUUGUGUGAAAAUAAAAAAAAUUCCAGUCUGUUUCUGACAUAAAGCAAUCAUACGGCUUCAGAAGACUUGGAAUAUAAAGCAAGAGUCGUACUUAUUUGGUGCUUUUAUUAAUGUUAUAUGAAAGAGCAUCAUAAAGAAUUAAAUAAACAUUUCUACUAGAAUAAAAUUAAAUUGUUCCAUGGAAAAAACUACCAGCAUACAGGUUUGAAAAGAUAUGAGGGUGAGUAAGUAGUUUUAAUACUUUAAUUUUAAUACAAAUUAAGCAGAAUUUUAAUUUUCGGGGAAAAUAUUCACUUAACUAGUCAGACUAGCUCUCAUAAGACAUUUUUCAUAAUCCUAUUAGAAUAAUAUUUUUGUUAACACACUGGACUCACAUAAUUGGUAAGCAUCUGAUCACAUGCCUUCCACCACCUUUACCAACCCCAAACAUGACUUGUUACAGAUAUCGCAAUGUAAAACUGAACACAAAUCCUUCACCUUUAAAGCAAAGCACACUUAAUCCAGUGCAAUGACAACGAUAUUUCAAAGCAGUGCCAGAACCACCUAAAUAAGUAGUAUUAUUGUAGUAUUAUUAUUAAUUUUAAGAAACUAUUUACCCAUUAUGCACAAUUUUCACUUAUGUUAUUUAUUGCACAAUGUAACAAGCACCUGUUACAACUCCCAAGAAUGUGUAAAUGCAAAUAACUUCAUUUUUUUAUGUCAGGCUACCUAUACCUUUUUUUGUGAAAAGACAUUUAGAGAUGCUCAUUUCCUUUUUAAUAGCAAACAGUCUAUGACAUUUUAUGCAUACAGUCUUACAGUAAAUAUAACUCUUAAAGAUCCCACAUGUUUUUCUACUAAUCUUCACUCAAAACAAGUGAAAUAUUUGUUGUGAUGAUCAGUUGUAUUGCUUUAGGUCUUGCCAUUAAAAUUGGUAUUUUUCCAUGUUAUAGUCUAGUUACUUUACCAGUUUCUUACCUGAUGGAACAAUAUGGUAAAUGUGAAUAAAUCCCUCUCAAAUGUACACACUUAUGUACCUUAUUUUGACCCAAGAAUGUAUUAUACAUUUCAACAAACUGCAUUUCCAAAUUCUGCAUAAAAAAUUAAAUUCUGAAUGCUGUCAUGGAAAAAGAAUUCACACUGUACAUAAAGCAUUACUUUUUAUGAUUCUGUACAUAGAAUAGAGUCUAUGCAAUAAAGUAAAAUAAAUAAA